AUGGGAGGGCUCUGGUGUCCGCGAUGGAGGUUCGUCGCCUGGUGGGGCCGGUGCUGGAGCCAGCCUGGGUGGUGGGGCCGGGCUGUGGAGAGUGCGGGGCAGGUGCUUAGGCCCGGCUGGGAUGGAGGUGCGGAGCGGGGACUGAGGCGGCUCGGGACCUGGCAGCGCCUGAGCGGGGCCCGGGGAGCCGCCGUGCAGCAGCCGCCCCGGCGGCCGAGGAGCGGCAACCCUUUCCAGCGCGCGCAGGAGGACGAGUGGCGGCGGCGGAACAAGACGGUGCUCACCUACGUGGCCGCGGCCGCCGUGGGCAUGCUGGGGGCCUCCUACGCCGCCGUGCCCCUCUACCGGCUCUACUGCCAGACUACGGGACUUGGAGGAUCAGCAGUGGCUGGGCACUCCUCAGACCAGAUUGAAAACAUGGUGCCUGUUAAGGAUCGAAUCAUUAAGGUCACCUUCAAUGCCGAUGUGCAUGCCAGUCUCCAGUGGAACUUCAGACCUCAGCAGACUGAGAUAUAUGUGGUACCAGGAGAGACUGCACUGGCAUUUUAUAAAGCUAAGAAUCCUACUGACAAACCAGUAAUUGGAAUUUCUACAUAUAAUGUUGUACCAUUUGAAGCUGGACAGUACUUCAAUAAAAUACAGUGCUUCUGUUUUGAAGAACAAAGGCUUAAUCCACAAGAAGAAGUAGAUAUGCCAGUGUUUUUCUACAUUGAUCCCGAAUUUGCAGAAGAUCCAAGAAUGGUGAAUGUCGAUCUCAUCACUCUUUCUUAUACUUUUUUUGAAGCAAAGGAAGGGCACACAUUGCCAGUUCCAGGCUAUAAUUGAAGUAGCUUCCAAGACCUGCUUCAGAUUUGUGAUUUUUGGAAAAUCAUGUAUUGUACUUUCUCAGAAGAGAAAUAUUCUACAGUAAUGUAUAUUGAAACCUUGUAUU
Molecule: messenger RNA, 931 nt
Organism: Peromyscus maniculatus bairdii (prairie deer mouse)
Lineage: Eukaryota; Metazoa; Chordata; Mammalia; Rodentia; Cricetidae
Gene: Cox11
Product: cytochrome c oxidase copper chaperone COX11
Cellular component (GO): mitochondrial inner membrane
Molecular function (GO): copper ion binding
Source: RefSeq, a predicted model, not a curated record